AUGACAGUACUCCAAAGAAUGGCUCUGGAAAAUGUUUCUUUGGUCACUGAGUUCAUCCUGAUGGGGUUAACAAACCAACCUGACCUACAAAUACCCCUGUUCCUACUUUUUCUGGUGAUGUACAUGAUAACUACAACGGGGAAUUUGGCUUUGAUCAUGCUAAUUGUUCUGAAUUCUCACCUUCACACUCCCAUGUACUUUUUCCUUCUUAACUUGUCCUGCAUAGACCUUUUUUAUUGUUCAGUCGUUACACCUAAAAUGCUGAUGAACUUUGUACUAAAGAAGAAUGUUAUUUCUUAUGAGGGAUGCAUGACCCAGUUCUACUUCUUUUGUUUAUUUGGCAUUUCUGAGUGUUAUAUGCUGACAGUGAUGGCCUAUGAUCGCUAUGUAGCCAUUUGCAAUCCACUCUUGUAUAACACUGUUAUGUCUCCUAAAGUGUGUUCUUAUCUUACACUUGCUUCAUAUUUGAUGGGGUUUUCUGAUGGCAUGAUCCACACUGGAUGCAUUCUGAGACUGACUUUCUGUGAUGGAAACACAAUCAACCAUUAUUUCUGUGACUUCCUCCCUUUGCUGAAGCUCUCCUGCACCAGCACCUAUGUCAAUGAGUUAGAGGCUUUAAUUAUAUCAGGAAAAAACAUCAUUCUACCCACUCUCAUCAUCUUUACAUCUUAUGGCUUCAUCCUCUCCAGCAUCCUCAAAAUAAGUUCCACAGCAGGCAGGUCCAAAGCCUUCAGCACAUGUAGCUCCCACAUAAUAGCCGUUUCCCUGUUCUUUGGAUCAUGUGCAUAUAUGUAUUUGAAACCCUCCUCAUCUGGGUCUUUGGAUCAGGGUAAAAUAUCUUCUGUCUUUUACAACAUUGUGGUCCCCAUGAUGAAUCCAUUAAUCUAUAGCCUUAGGAACAAAGAUGUUAAAAUUGCUCUGAAAAAAACCUUAACCAAAAGAAAAUUUUAA
Molecule: messenger RNA, 951 nt
Organism: Grammomys surdaster
Lineage: Eukaryota; Metazoa; Chordata; Mammalia; Rodentia; Muridae
Product: olfactory receptor 8B3-like
Exons: 2
Coding region: 1-951 (316 amino acids)
Biological process (GO): G protein-coupled receptor signaling pathway; sensory perception of smell
Cellular component (GO): membrane
Molecular function (GO): G protein-coupled receptor activity; odorant binding; olfactory receptor activity
Source: RefSeq, a predicted model, not a curated record